AAGGAAGGAAGGAAGAUACACAAGGGCAUAUGCCGACGCUAUGAGUCCAAGGGUCGAACCCAGUUUGGAUCCCGCACUGAAUGAUGGGGCGGGGCGGGGACCUUUGCUUGCGCCGGAGCUCGAUGGAGGGAUGGAUGUAGAUGUCGAGGAUGGGGGUGUUGGUAUGGAUGGGGAUUUGAAUAUGAUUAUGAAUGGGGAUGGGGAUGGGGAUGUGGAUAAUGGAAUGGAGACGAGUGCGGAUAACGGCGGUGGCAUGAUUGUUGAUGGCGCCAGUGAAGAUACGCGCCCUGGACACAGAUUCGGGAAACGACGGGCCAUGGAUCACACGAGUACUGGGAGGACGAACAGCAGUGGUGUCGGUAUCAGGGGUGGAAGUGGAAGUGGCAGUGGCAGUGGCAAUACCACGCAAGGGCCGCAAAUCGUGGACACGGAGCGCAUGAACAAGGCGUUUGGAGGAGAAACGUGGGAAGAGUUCCUGAGAAACGCGGGCGACGGCCAAGGCGAUUCCAUGGACAACGAUCUCAGAGCUCCGCCGCAUGUCACGAGACGACCGGGCGCGUCGAGUCGAGGUAAUAGUGGAGGUGCUGUCAGGUCGGGGGAGAGUCCGCUGCCUGCGAUUCCGGUGGGGAACGCUUCGCCACCGCUCGCGUCGCCGUCGCUGCAAUCACAUCAACAGCAGCAGCAGCAACACCACUCUAGCUCGAGGCGGAUACGUUCGUAUUCUGGCGUGCCGGUUUCAUCUUCGAGCGACAGGAGAGCGUUACCUCCUCCACCGACGCAUUCGCAAUCGGAUCAUUCACAGCUUCACCAGGCUUCUAGUGAUAGGAAAAGACGACUUACAACAGCGGAGCAGCCCAUCAGGAGAGGGAGCGGCGUUCAUAGUGUGGACUUGAGCCCUCGCGGUCUGCCUCCUCCGCCACCUGCUCAAUCACCAGGCAACGGACCUUCUGGUGCCGAAGCUGUUUCGUUGGACGUGGCAUUGCCUCCGAUCAGGCACGCAAAUCCCGUGAGAAUGUCAAGUGCGCCUUCAGCUCAAGCUCAAGGUGGCGGAGCUGCUAGGAGGGAGAGCGAUCUAGUGCUCCCACCGUGGCAGUCUGAUGCCGAUGCUACUCAUUGUUUUGUCUGUGGGAGCCAGUUCACUUGGUUUUAUAGGAAACACCACUGCCGGAAAUGCGGGCGUGUAGUCUGUUCGGCUUGCUCUCCCCAUCGCAUCACCAUCCCCCGCCAGUUCAUCGUUCACCCGCCAUCUGAACCUCCUAGUGUGCUCGAUCUGACGGGCGAAGACGAGAACGCAAUGUCUCCCUUUGGCCCGUCCAGGAACCCUGCUCUGGGAGGUGGCGAGGAGGUCCGCGUGUGCAAUCCAUGCGUGCCGGAUCCGAAUUACGAUCCCCCUCUGCCUCACCCGUCUUUCGGUAGGCCACCGGCUGGGCCAGGUUCAACAAGCCACUUCCCGCCGCGAGCUUCAUCUGAUAACCCCCAGCCAUUUUCCACAUCCAUCGCUCCCUUUGGCGCCUCGACGGAUUUCCGGCAUAUGGCUGCUGGGUAUGGACGCUUGACGCAUACAGAAGCGAUACAGCAGAGACCGCCGCUGCUGAAUCAGUGGAGCGGCCCUCCGCAUAACUACCAGCCCGCUCCACAGUACAACCCUCUAUAUUCAACCGAUCUCUCCACGCGAACCCACUCUCGUAACAUCUCGACUCCUCACACCCCUAGACUCCACCAAUCUGGCCCUCGCUACUCCGUCGCCGAGCGCCAUCCAGUCCCAUCCUCAUCCCGCAGCAAUUACGCCACGCAAGCGGGCUCUUCCGAUACAGACUUCUCCUCCAUCUAUGCCGCGCCUCCUCCUCGUCGCGAAAUCCCAGAAGAAGACGAAUGUGCCAUCUGCGGCAACGAGCUCCCGCCCAUGGGCCCCGACAACGACGAAUCCGCACGAAUCCAACACGUCGAAUCCUGCCUCGCCCUCCACUCUUCCUCCCCCGCGCCCAUUUCCACUUCCCAACCGACCCAACAACUCCCAACAUCCACCAGCCUCCCCAGCCAACGCACCCGCGGGAUGAGCAACGCCGCAACCCUCCUCAACCUCUCGGCCCGCACCAAUUCUCCCGCUGCUGCUCCUUCCACCCCUGCCGAGGGCGCGAGCAACACCUCCCGUCUCAGCAUGGCGGCACGCGGCAUGUACGUUUACACGGCCACGGAGAAGGACUGCGUAGACGACGAGGGCACGGAAGCGGAAUGCGUCAUUUGCUUUGAGGAGUUUGAGGCUGGGGUCCGCAUGGCGCGGUUGGUGUGCUUUUGCAAGUUUCAUGAGGCUUGCAUCAAGGAUUGGUGGGGUGUUAGGGGCAGAGGGGCUUGUCCUACGCAUCAGUUGCAUGAUUGA
Periconia digitata is the source of this 2377-nucleotide messenger RNA. The record is from the annotation of a GenBank genome assembly. Lineage: Eukaryota; Fungi; Ascomycota; Dothideomycetes; Pleosporales; Periconiaceae.